AUGUCGCUCCAGGUCAACCUCUCAGGCAGGGAGCUCGCCCAGGCGUACCAAGAUGUCAUCAAUGCCCGCGGCAUAGAUUGGGCGAUCUUCACCUACGACAAAGGAUCCAACGAUCUCAAGGUGCAAGCAACCGGAGAUGGAGGUCUCGAGGAGCUUCAGGAGGAGUUCUCGGACGGCCGGAUGCAGUACGCCUUUGCUCGCGUCAAAGAUCCAAACAGUGAACUCCCUAAGUUCGUGCAGAUCAACUGGUGCGGUGACGGUGUGCCCGUCGCGAGGAAGGGUCUCUUCCAUACCCAUUCAAGUGCUGUCGCCAACUUCCUCCGCGGUACCCAUGUUGUUAUCAGCGCUCGCAAUGAGGCCGACGUAGAGCCAUCCUUCAUCAUGUCCCGUGUCAAGGCUGCGUCCGGAGUCAACUAUACGGCUCAGAAAGAAGCACCGCGCAAGUUCGAGCCUAUCACCCCCGUUGGUACGAACUAUGUCCCUGUAGGCAGACCUGACAUGGCCGCCAUUCGUCAAGGCCCUGCCAAACCACCACCGGCACCCGCCGCAGCGAAGCCAGCUAUCCCAACUGCCGCACGUCCUGUCCCAAUGGCUCCCUCGCCUGCUGCAGGAUUAGGGAAAGCUCCCGUGGCUAGCAAGGCCCCUGCGGACGCAUGGCCGGACGAGUCCAAUAGCUUCGCGCCGCCCCCACCUCCGCCUGCUGCUUCACGCCCGACUCCUGCGGCGAGCUUCGCCAAACCUGCCCCUGCAGCUUCUCCAGCAGCAGCGCGGUUCUCUCCCACCGUUACAACUCCAGUUGCCGCUUCAAACGUCCCCACGAAGCCUGCUGAAGAGGACAAGAUCGGUCCAGUGGGUACCGCGUAUACCCCAAUCAAGCUUCAGCCCAAGAAGCUCGUCAAUCCGUUCGCCGCGAUGGAGGCGAAGAACCAAACUGAAACUACUGCGCCAAGGUCUUCGCCUGCUGGUAGUGCCAAGAAGUUGACUUGGAGCGAGCGCCAGGCCCUCGCGAAAAAGCAACAGGAAGAGGAGGAAGCUCGCGCGAAAUCUGCAUUCGGCUCUCAGCCUACUCCUCCGCCUACCUCCGCGUUCCGUACUGGUGGGAGUAUUCCAGAGCCAGAGGAGGAAUUCGAGGCGCCUCCUCCGCCCCCGCCACCUCCCGCGAUUGCCAGUGCGAGCCGUCCUAUUCCUGUUCCGGAGCCCGAAUCUCAAGCAGAGGCUCCUCCGCCACCUCCCCCGCCCCUGCCCCCGCCACCGCCACCGCCCCCUGCUCCUACGGUAUAUCACGAGCCAGAACCUGCGAGGGAGGCCCCUCCACCCCCACCGCCUCCGCCACCACCUCCACCGCCGCCCGGGCCUGCAGCACCAGUCGCUCCGCCGGCUCCCCCUACACCCGAGCCCCAGCCCCAGCCCCAGUCCGAACACGCUCCAGACGCAACUGCGCAUUCGGGUCAAGGCAUCUGCGCUAUUGUGCAGUAUUCAUAUGAGGCUCUCGAGGAUAACGAGAUGGACCUCGUCGAGGGCGAGCUCAUCGAGCAGAUCGAGCAGCUAGAUGAAGGAUGGUGGUCCGGCGUUGGUGCGAACGGGACGAAGCAGGGCCUCUUUCCGGCGAACUAUGUCGAGAUCAUCGAAGCUCAGGAAGCUCAGGCUGCUACCCCCCCUCCGCCGUCGCCUCCCCCUCCCCCGCCCGCUCCUCCUGCCCCGCCUCCACCUCCCGUUGCUGCCCAGCCGGAGCCGGAGCCCGCGCCCGAGGAAGAUCUUGGGUCGUGGGCAAUCGCGCUCUACGAUUACGAAGCGGGCGAGGAUAACGAGAUUUCGUUCAAGGAGGGUGAUAGAAUCACGCAUAUUGAGGCUGUGUCGGAUGACUGGUGGCAAGGUACCGAGCCUAACGGCAAUGUCGGCUUGUUCCCCGCGAACUACGUCGAACUUCAAGCUUGA
Molecule: messenger RNA, 1935 nt
Organism: Dichomitus squalens LYAD-421 SS1
Lineage: Eukaryota; Fungi; Basidiomycota; Agaricomycetes; Polyporales; Polyporaceae
Exons: 10
Coding region: 1-1935 (644 amino acids)
Biological process (GO): regulation of actin filament polymerization
Cellular component (GO): cortical actin cytoskeleton; actin filament; site of polarized growth
Molecular function (GO): actin filament binding
Source: RefSeq, a predicted model, not a curated record